AAUGUUGGAUAAUAAGGAGGGAUUGAGGAAAAGCCUAUUAGACGUCAGAUUACGUUAUGACUUUACAAAUUAAGCACCAAAACAUCAUGUUAUACAACAGAAAAGCAGUUCAAUACACGGUAAUGUUAUGUAGCAAUUACUGUAUUUACAAAUUUAGCACCAAAACAUUGCAGUUUAUUGAAAACAUUGAUUACUAAAAGGCAGACUGCGUUGGAUAAUACAGAACGUUGAAUGAGCGAAGGUUGGAUAAGUGAGACUCUAUUGUAUCUGGAUUUUAUAUGUCAAUGUAGAUGGGGCCUCAGUUUGGUCCUAAAUGAAUGACGCCAAACCACAGUAUACAUUAUUGUUCAGCAAUUUCACCUUGGAAUCUCUUUCAGCAUUCUUCCUGGAAUAAUGGCAACUUUCACCUCCGUAAGAGAAUGUCCUUGGAGACUGAAACGUUUCUGAAUGUUGCCAUUUGUGCUCAUUUGCACGGUUUUGCUGAGAGACUGGCCUGGUCGUUCUGCAAAGAGCGGUAGCAAUUGUGUUUUAUGAAGGCUCAAGGAUUUUGGGUGCCUUUCCACGCAGGUUCGAGCGUUUUCAGCCAUCCCUGACUUUCAACUGGUCUGUAUUUUUAUGAAGAGGUUUGAGCCAAGAUACUUUGGGAAAAUGGUGAUAAAAGGCUGUGCGCAUUAUGGUCUGAACUAAAGCCGGUGUGUCGCCUGACGUGGGAAGUGGCGUUCUGAUCUCUGUCCCAAGAUGCUAAGAUGCCCAACCCUGCAUCCGCCUUGUAGUGCAACACCCUCUCGGGUGAGUCAUCCGACUGCAUCACUUUAGGGGAAAAUCCUUGGACUGUGAUAACUCUAGAGAUCAGCUGGAGGAACAGUUGUGAGAAAUCCAGAGGAUCCGUUCGCAUUUCCCCAACACAGAAGGCAUUUAUUUGGGUCCAACUUUUCAACCGUCAGUUAAUGCCCUUCCCAUUACCUGCUGGUUUCCAGGAUGUUCAAGGAAUAUUUCCAAUAUAAGGGCAUCAGCUUCCCUCAAAUAAUCUACUCUGAACAGGUGCUGCAGAUGGUGGAAAACAAUUUUCAAGUCCGAGAUGAUGAUAUUUUCAAUGUUACCUACCAGAAAUCAGGUACUGUGUGGAUGCUGGAGAUUUUAAGUCUGAUCCGAAACAACGGUGACCCCAACUGGUGCCGAACAGUCCCCAACUGGGACCGGGGGCCCUGGUUUGAGACGGUGCUGGGAUACCGGAUAGCUCAGACCAACAAGUCACCACGUAUUAUUAGCUCUCACCUUCCAGUGCAGCUCUUUGCAAAGUCCUUUUCCAAAUCAAAAGCCAAGAUCAUCUACACAGUGAGGAACCCCAAAGAUGUCCUGGUAUCCCUCUAUCAUUUUGCCUCCAUGUUUCGCCCCUAUAAAGACCCUGGCACCUUGGACCAGUUUCUCGAUGUCUUUCUAAAGGGAGAUGUGCCUUUUGGAUCCUGGUUUGACCACGUUAAAGGCUGGAUGAACCUGAAGGACAAGGAAAAUAUCUUCUUCAUCACAUACGAGGAGCUGCAAGAGGACCUGCGGGGGAGCGUCGCCCGCAUUUGCCAGUUCCUUGGCAAGGACUUAGACGAUGCUGCCAUUGACUCCGUAGUGGCAAAUGCCUCCUUCGAGGCCAUGAAAAGCAAUAAGAUGUCAAACUUCUCACUCUCGCCCCGCUUCCUCAUGAACCAGAAGAAAAGUGCUUUCCUCCGCAAAGGGAUCUCUGGGGACUGGAAGAACCAUCUCACCCCUGUUCAGAGUGAAUGUUUUGACCGGAUCUAUCAGGAGCGUUUGCAAGACUUAAGCGUUACAUUUCCAUGGGACAAAGAAUGAAGCUGUCUUUCUCUGUACUGAUUCCUUUCCUUUGUGAUUAAUGAUUCAUCGUGAUACUAAUUGUCUAGUAAAACACCUUGUAGAUUAGAGGGAACAUCUGGGCUGAGUGAGGAAGGAGCCAGCCUUGGGAGAAGCAUGGGUAGAAGAACAGGAGACCAGGGGUCCUGGCUUGGAAUGGUGUGUUGAAUUCCAAAGGUGUCGGAACUAUAGCUCUGAAGCCGUAAAGGUCUCAGACAUUGUUUCAGCAGCCUAUAUGUGGCCAGUAUCUGGACAGAAGACUGCAGUCUUCUGCUGUCAUCUGCAGUUCUAUGACAAGAAGAGAGAUGGGGUGUAAAUGUAAUAAACAUUAAUACUAACAAAUUAUUCAGUGCUUUACAAAUAUAUAAAUUGAUAUUGGAGUAACUCUCGUUAUUCCAUUAAUGUUUGAAGCUAGCUCUUUUAGUGAACCUAGUUCCUGUUCCCCCUGAAUUCAGUGAAAAUCAUUUCUUUUUUCUCAUUGCCAUGAUGCCAAUACUGAACAACACUGAAGUAAAUGGGCAUGUCUAUUGGUUCUGCCCGACAGGAAACCAUUCCUAUGGCACAGGAGGUGGGAGGACAUGGGGCUUGUGAACCAAGGCUGAUUUGGACUUCAAUCCCAAAAACCCCAGGUAGAAUUGCUUCUGGCAUAGCCUCCAACUGUUUCAAUUUGGCAGCGACACUUCUGGUCAAUCCACUGUUAUCCCACUUUUUCAGCUGCUAUUAAAUUGUCCUGGUUUUUCUUUC
Molecule: messenger RNA, 2604 nt
Organism: Anolis carolinensis (green anole)
Lineage: Eukaryota; Metazoa; Chordata; Lepidosauria; Squamata; Anolidae
Gene: sult2b1
Product: sulfotransferase family 2B member 1
Exons: 8
Coding region: 979-1842 (287 amino acids)
Biological process (GO): sulfation
Cellular component (GO): cytoplasm
Molecular function (GO): sulfotransferase activity
Source: RefSeq, a predicted model, not a curated record